Molecule: messenger RNA, 1817 nt
Organism: Mizuhopecten yessoensis (Yesso scallop)
Lineage: Eukaryota; Metazoa; Mollusca; Bivalvia; Pectinida; Pectinidae
Exons: 2
Coding region: 269-1339 (356 amino acids)
Source: RefSeq, a predicted model, not a curated record
AAUCAACCAUGCUGAAGGAUCACAUGAGAUGACGUAGAGGGUCACGUGACAUCAGACUAGAGGUUUUUGUUUACGUGAGAAGACACUCAAUUUUUUCGUGGAUUUAUUUGCAAAUUUGAACUGUUUACUAGACGGUUUGGCUUGCUUAAACAACGCUUUUGUUUUUGCUAUUGUGCGGUGUUUGUUGUGACACGUUGUAUGUGUGGUACGGUAACGUGUUUACCCACGUGGGUCUGUUUUUGUUUUGCGACCCUGAACUUUGAUCGUCAUGGCUGACGAAUCAGUAGUAGCCCUCGAGGCAUCUGGGACAGGCAUCAUAGCCAUAAACCCUCACUUGGGCAUCAUAGCCCCGGACAGUGAGAUCGUGACGACUCGCAUUUCGUCCCCGCCAACAUUACGGCGAUUUGGUGCACCUAGUGCAACGUCAACAUUUUCGAGAUGUGCAGACAAAUCCAAUAUGGCGUCUAUUAGACAUUCGACACAAGUCCCUUCACCAUCACCCAACAUAACUUAUGCAAAUGAGCCUGUUGCGGAAAGUCUCGCGACAGGUCGCGAGACUCAGCCUGUUUCCGGUUUAGACAUGGCGGCACUCCUAAGACAAAACCAGGAGGUUAUGCUACAACAAAGUAAAUUGUUGCGAGAUCUCCACUCAAAGGUGCGAGAUAUUGAGAAAAGAAAGUCUGAUGUGCACGAUGAUCGCACUGAGGCAUCGAAGCGACCUCGGAAUGAAAUCACUAGCCAGCAAGAGGAUUAUACAUCCGCGUUGGACGCACUUCUCGGCGACAAAGAUCAACACUCCCAUGAUCAUAGUGAAAGUGGUUACGAAUGUGCUGAUGACUCGUCUCACCACGAAUCGGUUACAUUGGACGAUGAUCGCUCCGUUGUCGAUGUCGAGGUGUCUGAGGACAAUCGUUCUGUUCUCCAAUCCCUACAGGAUUUCUUGGCUAAUGCUGAAAAGACGGGGCCCGCUAUCAGUCCUCCACUAGCGGACAUGGCCAAUAAUGGUUUUCGUUCUCGUGUGUCUGAGGACAAAGUUAAAGAACUCACCAUGAAAUAUAACAAACCAGCAAACGUUGACAAAUUAACAGUGGCACGUGUUAAUUCCGGUGUAUGGAACACACUCCGCAAGAGCACAAAGGAUUUGGACGCAAAAUUACAGCGGUAUCAAACGCUUUUAUCAAAGGCUUUCUGCCCACUACUCCAUUUGAUGGACAGUUGUUUCAAAGCAAGUAAGGAGGGUAAAGGCAUGUCUCACACACAGGUGAAUGAGACACUAUCCAUGGCCAACGACACAUUCAAAUUGUGCCAAAUAGCGUUCACAGAUAUGAAUUAUCGCUGACGCUACAUUAUUCGGCCUGAUUUAAAGCCACAGUACAAAGAACUAUGUGCGGAUAGCAACCCUGUCACAGAACAUCUCUUUGGUGAUGACCUAAACACGCAACUCAGGGAGAUUGAUACUGCGCGUCGAAUGGGUAAACAGGUUUCCAAAACUUACCCAAAUAAACGGCCUCAUGAACUGAGUCACCGACCAGCCAACACUCCUCGACAGGGGUAUCACUCUGGGUAUCACCAUGGUUACCAACAGAGUAAUACUUGGAAUCGUGCCCCCAGGCCAAGAUUCCUGUAUCAGGGACAGCAAUCCAACCAGGGUAGCAGUUUUUUAUCCAAAGGCCAAACCCACAGAGACAAAAAGAAAAAACUGUAGACCCUGUACCGCCAGAUUCUGCUGAUCAGUCUACUAGGAAAGGUCAUUCAAAAGAUUCGGACAGAUCAGGCAACAGUGGUAUUGGUGGCACCGCUGUGGACCACACAAUCAU